Molecule: messenger RNA, 3903 nt
Organism: Adineta ricciae
Lineage: Eukaryota; Metazoa; Rotifera; Eurotatoria; Adinetida; Adinetidae
Source: the annotation of a GenBank genome assembly
AUGCGUAUUGUUGUUACACAUCAUAUCAUUGCUAUUGUUGGAUUAAUUCUCCUAAUCAACAUCGCGUUUGUUAAACUGGAUAGUACUAAAUUCACUAACGAAUUCGUUUUACAUGUUAAUGAUGGUGAGCAGGCAGCACGAUUACUAGCAGAGAAAUAUCAAUUACAAUUCGAACGACAAGCUAUACCAAAUGAGAAUUACUUCGUAUUCCGUCAAGCAAUCAAUAGCCGAAGACGAAAGCGUUCAGCAAAUGGAUCAGAUCGCGAACUUGUUAGAGAACUCCAAAGCGAUCCAUUGAUUGAUUGGGCUGAACAACAACAAGUGAAAAAACGAGUCAAACGGAAUGUGAUGUAUUAUCAUCGAAUGAAGUCAUUUCUAUCAUCGACAUUCAAUGAUCCUGAAUGGGAUAAACAAUGGUAUAUGCAUGAUGAGAAUGAACAUGGCCGUGCAAUGAACAUAUCAGGCGCCUGGCGUCUUGGUUUUACUGGUAAAGAUGUUGUCGUAACCAUCCUUGACGAUGGCAUAGAGAAAGAUCAUCCUGAUUUGAUUCAAAAUUAUGAACCGCAAGCAAGUACCGAUAUCAAUGGUUUUGACAAUGAUCCUCAACCACGUUAUGAUCCAACCAAUGAAAACAAUUAUGAUAUCAAUGGAAAUGACAGCGAUCCACAACCGAGAAUGACAGCAACUAAUGAUAAUAAACACGGAACGAGAUGUGCUGGGGAAGUUGCUGCGGCAGCAAAUAAUAAUAUUUGUAACGUUGGAGUGGCUUAUAAUGCACGAAUUGGAGGCAUUCGUCUCUUGGAUGGCGAGGUGACUGAUUUAGUCGAAUCUAUGGCAUUGAGUUUUCGGCCGGAUUUUAUCGAUAUUUAUUCUGCUAGUUGGGGCCCGGACGACGACGGAAAAACAGUUGAUGGACCAGCUACAUUAGCUCAGGCAGCAUUUGAAAAUGGCAUCAAAUAUGGUCGACAAGGUCUCGGUUCAAUUUAUGUAUGGGCAUCAGGAAAUGGCGGAAAAGACGAUGAUAAUUGCAAUUGUGAUGGCUAUACGAAUUCUAUUUAUACAGUAUCUAUUUCGAGCGCUACAGAAAAUGGCAAUAUACCUUGGUAUUCUGAAGCAUGCUCUUCUACGUUAGCUACAACCUAUAGUAGUGGAGCGUCGGAUGAAAAGCAAGUCGUCUCAACAGAUCUACGGAGUCAAUGUACAGAAAAUCAUACAGGAACAUCGGCGUCGGCACCAUUAGCUGCCGGAAUGAUUGCUUUAGCACUUGAAGCUAAUCGUAAUUUAACUUGGCGAGAUGUUCAACAUUUAAUUGUGGAAACAGCUAAACCAAGAUACUUAAAUGCACUAGACUGGAAAACGAAUGGAGUCGGUCGGCGUGUUAGCCACGCAUUCGGUUUUGGAAUGAUGGAUGCUGCUCAGUUCGUUCUGAAAGCACAAAAGUGGCAAACAGUUCCAUCUCAACAUGUAUGUCAUCAAACUGAUCCAAAUAUUGUUGCCAAAACAUUCAAAAAACACGAACGAGUCGUUAUCCAAAUGUACACCGAUGGUUGUCUGAACACAGAAAAGGAAAUUAACUUCCUUGAACAUGUCCAAUCGAAACUUUCUGUUAGAGUGAAAUAUCGAGGAAAUUUGCAAAUCUUUUUAACUUCACCCAUGGGUACCAAUUCCACAUUAUUAGGUCGACGAGUUGAAGAUGAUUCGGCUGAUGGAUUCAAUAGUUGGCCGUUCAUGACUGUACAUAAUUGGGGAGAAUCACCUCGUGGUGUGUGGACAUUAGAAAUAGUUGAUGUAGAAAACAAUGUUAUUUUUCUCAAUUGGUCCCUGAUUUUCUAUGGUACUCAAAGUAAUCCCUCACAUAAAUUAGCAACUUCUACUCCAUCGAAAGUUGUCGCUGCGAAUGUUCACCUUCAUCCAUCUGAUGAACUCAAUACGAACGUCGCUCGUUCUCGUUCUACCAACCAUCAUAACUCUUUUCACACUCGUCAUCGAGAAAAAAACCAAAUGUCUGGUUUAGCUUAUUUUUUUAAACCGAAAAUAAGUGCCACAGAUUCGGCAUCAUCAUCAGCAACAGAGAAACGUUCUGGCCGACGUUCGAAAGCAAGCAAAUCGUCAGAAACACCAGCGACCAUUGAGACGCCUGUCGAAUCGAUGGAAACUGAAGAAAAUAUUCCAGAAACCAAUGAUAAUCAUGAAGAAGCGCCACCUCCACCUCCACCAGAGCCACAGCAGACGGAGAAUCUUCCGACAGCAACGCCAAAAAUCAAGCUAAAGUUCAAUUUUCGAUCUCAAUCCAUUCAUGAUGCAUCGGAAAGUCCAAUUAUAACCAAUGUUACUAAUGAAACGAAUGAUCUAUCUGAUGACGAAUCAUCGGACAACGAUACUCGGCUAAAAAUUGACGAUGAUCAAGAGGAUUUCGAAGAGCAAGAUUCACCAUUGCCAUUGCAACACCAAGAAGAGAUACCUAUGGCAAUAGUUUCACCAUCGAAGAAGAAAUCUCAGUCAUCUCGUAAGAAAGUGAUUAGUCAUUUAAUUGGAACAACGACCAAUACAUUGUCAUUUGAUGAACCAAGUCCAAUUAAAAUUCCUUUGAAUGACUCACAAUUCAGUGAGAUCAAACAGACAAAAUCUGGUCGAACGAUUAAAUACACACCUUACUUCAAAGAACUUGUUCAAGGCGCAACUAUUUCUCCGCCGACAUCACCUGUUCAUUCGUCAGCACCGGCGAAACGUCCAUCAUCGUACUCUAAGAAGAAACAAUCAUCGAUUAAGGCUGAUUUGGAUGCUAUCAAAAAUGGCGGUUUACCAGGAACUAUCAAUUCUAAAGGGAGAAAAUCGACGGGAUCGCCCAAAGCAAAAAAACAAACAAGUUCACCCGUGAAACGUGCUGGUCAAGGAAGAAAAUCGGCUACGCCGAAGCAAGCUACCACUGCAAAAUUGAAACGAAUCUCAAAUCAAAUGCCUGCAGAUAACCAAAUCGAAAAUGAAGACGACGGCGAUGACGACAAUGAUGAUGAAAUUCAUCAAUCACAACGGCUAAGUGAUGAUGAAGAAUUUCAUCAUGAAGGUCAGACGUCGGAAGAAGACGAAGAUGAAGGUGAACGUAGUAUCGAUGCUGAAGAAGAUCAGACAUCCGAAGCUGAAACCGAUGAAGAAGAAUGGACAACAGGCAGUACCAAGCAAGAGCAUGAUCGAACAUUUGGACUCACAGCAACGCUUGGCUCUGUAUCUAGGGAAAUGUUUGACGGAUUUUGUCUGUGGUCAAUGAGAUACCGCGCGCGUCAUCGGGCAACGGCGCUCGAUGAUAAACGUCUUCAUCGUACGUGGAAAAAAAUGAGCGCACACGAUCGUCAACGUUGGUGUUUAAAAGCUGAAAAAGAAAAUUAUCAUUAUCCAAUUACGGCUGAACUUUUGAAAGCUUCGACAAGCGUGGAAUCAUCAGCGACAACACCGAAGUCAGCAAAACCAGCGAAACGAAAAAAAGGUACGGAUGAUCAUCCUCCAAUACUUCUUCAGAAAACGUUGAACCAAUAUUCGAAACAACAACCAUCACUAUCAUCAAUUCGACCACCUAAUGCGUUUGUUAAACCACCAACUGUCAUUACGCCGCCUAAGAAUUAUGAUAUUGUUGAUAUCGCUGCUGGUAUCUAUUUACUUGGUGAAUCAUUAACAAAAAUGGGUGAGAAAGUUCGACAAUUGAGUCAUCUGAAUCCUCGUGGCACAUCGGCAGCAACGUCUAUCGAUAAUCUUGCUGCCAUUCUCUUUGAUGGAACAUUAUGUGCAUGCAAUCUAAUGGCUUGUCUUGCAAAUGAAGUGACAACAACGAAUCCCUCAACAGCUAAAUCAGAUCCACUGACGAACAAGUUGAUGGAAAAUGUUGGCAUUAUCUUACCUGGACUAAAUUAA